This is a messenger RNA of Trichosurus vulpecula (common brushtail), 3212 nucleotides long. It is a transcript of the gene ELAC1, whose product is annotated as elaC ribonuclease Z 1. Bases 3 to 1109 code for a protein of 368 amino acids. Gene Ontology annotation, molecular function: 3'-tRNA processing endoribonuclease activity. Lineage: Eukaryota; Metazoa; Chordata; Mammalia; Diprotodontia; Phalangeridae. Gene Ontology annotation, cellular component: nucleus. The record is from RefSeq and is a predicted model, not a curated record. The transcript has 3 exons.
AGAUGUCCAUGGAUGUAACCUUCCUAGGAACGGGCUCUGCAUACCCAUCACCCACCAGGGGAGCCUCUGCCGUAGCUCUCCGAUGUGAAGGUGCCUGCUGGCUCUUUGAUUGUGGGGAAGGGACGCAAACACAGUUCAUGAAAAGCCACCUUAAAGCAGGGAGAAUUACAAAGAUCUUCAUAACUCAUCUUCAUGGGGACCACUUCUUUGGCCUUCCUGGUCUUCUUUGCACUAUCAGUCUCCAGAGCAGUCCCAGUGCUUCCAAACCACCUAUGGAAAUCUAUGGGCCUGUAGGGCUUCGGAAUUUCAUCUGGAAGACUAUGGAGCUCUCUCGCUCAGAGCUGACCUUCCCCUAUGUUGUCCAUGAGUUGGUGCCCACAGAAGAUCAGUGCCCUGCUGGAGAAUUAAAAGACUUCUCUUACCUAGAUGGAGCUGACAGCCCUCCCAAAGAGAUACAAGGGAGAACAAUCCUCUUAGACUCAACUGAAGGCUCUUAUGUACUGGUCAAUGAUGAGCAGUUUCUUGUAAAAGCAUUUCGCCUCUUCCAUCGAAUUCCAUCCUUUGGUUUUUCAGUGGCAGAGAAGGAACGUCCGGGUAGACUCAAUGCACAGAAACUGAAAGACCUUGGUGUCCCGCCAGGUCCUGCCUAUGGGAAACUGAAAAAUGGAGUGACUGUCGUUUUGGAAAAUGGAGUUAAAGUUUCUCCCCAAGAUGUCUUAGAAAAACCUAUUCCUGGAAGAAAAAUAUGCAUUUUGGGUGACUGCUCUGGGGUUGUAGGUGAUGAAGGAGUGAAACUGUGCUUUGAGGCAGAUCUUUUGGUUCAUGAAGCCACUCUAGAUGACACUCACAUGGACAAAGCGAAAGAAUACGGUCAUAGCACCCCACGUAUGGCAGCAGAGUUUGCUAAGUUGUGCAAAGUCAAGAGACUGGUUCUCACUCACUUCAGUCAGAGAUACAAACCACCUCUCUUGUCUGGAGAGGGAGAAACAGAUGAUAUUAGAGAAUUAAAAAAGCAAGCAGAAUCUGUGUUAGAUUUCCAAGAAGUGACUCUAGCAGAGGAUUUUAUGGUGAUUGACAUUCCAAAGAAAAAAACUAUCAGCAUUACCUGAAAGUUUUCAUGUGCCAAUUUGUAACUGAGCCUACGCUCCAGAUUUCUGUCUGAAAUUAUUUUAGGCCCAAUAAUCCCAGGAGGGGUGGGACUACAUUGCUGAAUUGACCUGUGUGGCCUUAAUGGUAUUGCAGAGUGGCUCUUAACACCAGCAGCCUUCUUAAAGUUCCAAUUUGAUUAAAUGAACCUGAUUAGAUAAAUCCUUACUGUAGUUUAACUGUUCCCUUGAGUUUGAUCCAGUACUCUCUCCCUACCAGCUCAGUGUUUUUGCAGUCAUUACGUAAAUGCAGAGAAAACUCUUGUUUUCUGCUAACAAUGGAUUAAGCAGAAAAAGAAAAGAGGUGUAAGGAAGAUCUUAGAAAGCAUUUGAGGAUGAAUAUAAGAACUCAAAACUGCUAUAUUUUAGCUGCAGUACUUAGCACAAGGUUGAGUUCAGCAUCUCUUAUUUAACUUAGUUUCUGUUUAAAUUCAAAUCUAAAUGAUCAAAACUGAGCUUAUAUGGUUUUAGAAUUAAUAUCUGGAUCAAUCUGUAUUAUAAAGAAACUACAAGAGACUGUAGGAAUUGUUUGUUUAGACUGGCAUACUUCACAUAAUCAAAUAUUACUUGAAAUAAGUAGGUUACAAUAUACACCAAAAUAUUCAUAGCAAAGAACUGGAAAUAAAACGGAUGCCCUUCCAUUGGGAAAUCAUUAUCCAAGUUAUGGCACAUGAAUGUAAUAGAAUGUUUCUUCUGUAAUAAACAGUGACUGUGAAGAAGCUUGAAAAGACUUAAACUGAAUUGAUGUAAAGUGAAGUACGAAGAACCAGGCACAUGAUCUCUGUGGUUACCACAACAAUGUAAAUAGAAAAAACAAAAAUGAAACUAGAUGUUGUGUCAUUGCAAUGCUCAAGCGCUGCCCUGAAGAAGAGAGAGGAGAAAUCGCUUCUCUCUCCUUUCAAGUACAUUCCCUGAAAAUAGCUUUAUCAGCAUGUUAAUCAGCUCUGUUACCUAACAGCAGCAGGAGGCAACACAAGUCUGGUUCCUUUUCAGUCAUUGUUUAUGUUGUUUUUUUGGCCCUCUUUUCCUCUUUGCAGCACAUUCACCCAGUGGAUCUUUUAAAAAUAUGGACUUAGAACACUACUUUUCUGCUGCAGAUUACAUAGCAACAUUAAGGUUCCAUAAGAAACUUCAUGCUGAUGGUGACUGAGAUUGACCCACAGUUUUCCUUAGUGUAUUAAUUUCUAGAUGUUUAUUUAAAUAUGUUGUCUUAUACAGGAGGCCCUAAUAUUCUGGUGAAUAGGUUUAAGAGAGUCCCAAGGGGAAUCUAAAGAUAAAAAUAAGAAAAGGAGGCAGGCAUGUGAUCCUUUCGUGAGGGUUGGCCAGCUGACCUGUGGCUCUUCUGUAUUUAUGGCUUCUUGAGGAGGUGAGGGGGUGGGUGGCAAAAUUGAAUGGACCAUAAGAGCCAUGCUACUAAGGUUUUCCUAAUGUGAAAAGGAUUUUCAGUGAUACAUUAAGUUGCUAGCAAGAACCAAGAGAGAAUUAUGAAAUUGAAAAUUUCUUCCAUAUUCCCAGUUGCCUUUAGGUCUGAAUAUAAACUCUUCUCUAUUGGGCAUUGAAAGCCAUUCACAGCCUGGCCCCAACGUACCUUUCCAACCUUAUUACACUUUACUCCCCUUCAUGCCUACUGUACCUCAUACGUGGUCCUCUGCGUGCUGUCUCUCUGUCCCCCUUGCCUGGAAUGCACUUUUUCUUUCCUUCUGCCUCUUAGAAGUCUUAAUUUCCUUUAAGAUUUAGCUCAAAUGCCACCUUCCACGUGAAAACUUUCCUAAUACUUUCUACCCCUAGCUCCUAGUUUCUUCUAAAAAAUCAGUUGUUUUGUAUAUACCUGGGUAUACAUGUUGUUUUCUCUCAAAAUAGAUUGUAAGCUCUUUGAGAGCAAGGACUGUGAAUUUUUGUUUUUGUAACUUAGAACCAAGGUUCUUAACUUGGGGUCUGUAAACUUGUUUUUUGUGUUUUGAUAAUAUAAUUGGUUUCUUAUCUAAUGUAUUUUAUGCAUUUAAAAAAUUGUGUCCAUGACACAAGCCUAAAACAUAAUUGCCUAAUAAACAGUGGUUGGUUGAUGGA